UUGCAAUGGCCGUAUUAUGUCAGUCUCCCCUGAAUUUGAAGCUCAUCACCUCUUCCUCCUCCUCCUCACGGAAUCGCACUGCCAAUCCCUCCUUCAGAUUAAAUCUCUCCGCUCACUCCCGCAGUGAGCCCUCACCCGUUUUCACCUCUGUCAAGUCCUUUGCUCCAGCCACCGUUGCCAAUCUCGGCCCUGGUUUCGACUUCCUUGGCUGCGCUGUCGACGGCAUCGGCGACUUCGUCACUCUCCGCCUUGACCCCAACGUCCACCCUGGCGAGGUCACUAUUUCUGACAUAUCCGGCGCCGGAAAGAAGCUCAGAAGAAACCCUCGCUGGAAUUGCGCUGGCAUCGCCGCCAUCUCUGUCAUGAAGAUGCUCAACAUUCGAUCGGUGGGCCUUACUCUCUCCCUUCACAAGGGCUUGCCCUUGGGCAGUGGUCUCGGGUCCAGCGCCGCUAGUGCAGCUGCUGCUGCCGUGGCUGUCAACGAGCUUUUUGGCCGCCCACUGACCCUGACUGACCUCGUGCUUGCUGGGUUAGAUUCGGAAUCCAAGGUCUCCGGUUACCAUGCAGACAAUGUGGCACCUGCUAUUAUGGGGGGUUUCGUAUUGAUCCGGAGUUACCAUCCUCUUGAAUUAAUUCAGUUGAACUUUCCUCAUGAAAAGGACCUCUUCUUUGUGCUGGCGAAUCCAGAAUUUGAGGCCCCAACAAAGAAAAUGAGGGAGGCACUGCCGCAAGAGAUAACCAUGUCCCAUCACAUUUGGAACUGUAGUCAGGCAGGUGCAUUGGUGGCGUCCGUGCUGCUGGGAGACGUGUCUGGUUUUGGUAAGGCAUUGUCCUCCGAUAAUAUAGUGGAGCCAAGGAGAACACCACUAAUUCCAGGAAUGGAGGGAGUGAAGAAGGCAGCAAUGGAAGCAGGGGCUUUUGGCUGCACCAUUAGCGGAGCUGGGCCCACAGCAGUAGCGGUGACUGACAAUGAGGAGACAGGGAGAGAGAUUGGGCAAAGAAUGGUAGAGGCUUUUCUGGAACAUGGCAAGCUGAAGGCCUUGGCAAUGGUAAAGAAGCUCGACCGUAUUGGUGCCAGGCUUGUCAGUAGCCAACCCAUAUGA
Molecule: messenger RNA, 1103 nt
Organism: Solanum verrucosum
Lineage: Eukaryota; Viridiplantae; Streptophyta; Magnoliopsida; Solanales; Solanaceae
Product: homoserine kinase-like
Exons: 1
Coding region: 6-1103 (365 amino acids)
Biological process (GO): L-threonine metabolic process
Molecular function (GO): homoserine kinase activity; ATP binding
Source: RefSeq, a predicted model, not a curated record